UGCACCCAUUCGGAUUCCGUAACGUGACAUUUGAGAACGCGGAAAUUCACGUGGGGCGUGACGAUUUGUAAAUAAUAAAAGCGAUACUUCACACGGAAAACUUCCCGUCACAGACAGACUCCUGAUUAGUCGAGGACCCCGAGAAAAGCCCCUGUUGCAGAUACAAUGGCAUCAGCUACCCCUCUGUCCAAGGCCAACAGUGCCUUCUCUCUGGCUUUGCUCAAACAGCUGAGUGACGACAACAAGACGGGAAACAUCUUUUUCUCCCCUUUCAGCAUCUCUUCGGCCCUGGCUAUGGUGAUGCUGGGGGCCGGUGGCAACACAGUCACACAGAUGUCAGAGGUUCUCUGCUUCACUAAGGCAAAGAAGCCUCGGUGUCCACCCGCAGGACCGAUGCAGAUGCAACAGCAGGUCCAGUCUGCUCUGCCGAAUCUGCAGAAGAUGUGCCUGAAAACGAAGGAUUGCUGUGACGAUGUCCACAGCAGCUUUGCCCAGUUGUUGAGUGAGCUCAACAAGUCAGAUGCUCCAUAUUCUCUCAGUGUUGCCAACAGACUGUAUGGAGAGCAGUCCUACCAGUUUGUUGAGGAUUUCUUGGGAAAAACCAGGAAGCAUUACAACGCUGAGCUGGAGGCCGUGAACUUCAUCGAAAGCUACGAUGCUGCCAGGCUGAACAUCAACAGCUGGGUGGAGAAGCAAACACAAGGUAAAAUUAAGGAUUUGCUGGCUGAGGGUGUCUUGAACUCCCUGACCAGGCUGGUGUUGGUCAACGCCAUCUACUUUAAGGGCCUCUGGAACAAGCAGUUUAAGGAGGAUCAAACACGUGAUGCUCAGUUUCGACUCAACAAGAAUGACACUAAGCCAGUGAAGAUGAUGCACCAGAAGUCCAAGUUCCCUUUGACCUUUGUCCAUGAUAUCAACUGUCAGAUCCUAGAGCUGCCUUACAAAGGGAAUGAACUCAGCAUGCUCAUCUUCCUGCCCCAAAAUAUAGAGGACAGUACAACAGGUCUGGAGAAGCUGGAGAAGAAAUUGACCUUUGAGAAAUUCGUGGAGUGGACCAAUCCAAAUAUGAUGGAUGAGACUGAGGUCCAGGUGGGCCUGCCUCGAUUCAAGCUGGAGGAGAAUUAUGACAUGAAGGAUGUCCUGGUCAGGAUGGGCAUGGUGGAUGCUUUCGACAUGAGCAAAAGUGACUUCUCUGGCAUGUCUCCUGCUAACGACCUGGUGCUGUCCAAAGUCGUACACAAGGCUUUUGUGGAGGUCAACGAGGAGGGAACAGAGGCUGCCGCUGCCACUGCUGCGAUCAUGAUGCUGCGCUGUGCCAGGAUACCAGACAGAUUCAUCGCCGACCACCCCUUCCUCUUCUUCAUCAGGCACAACCCCUCCAUGAGCAUUCUCUUCGCUGGCCGAUAUUGCUCCCCUGUGUGAGCACGGCAUCAUUUAGAGCAGCGUUUCUCAACUGGAGGGAGGUCAUAAUAUUAAAGUGUUAUGACAUUUAACUUUAAACUGUCCCAUUGAAUUUGAUGUCAGUGCUGAAUACCUGCUCUAGAGUUUCGUUUUGCUAAUCACACCCUGAGUUCCCAUCAUUUAAUGUCAGCAAUAAAAACAAACAAACAAAAAAAAUACGGCGUCAAAUUUUCUAAAUUUCUAAUUUUCACCUUUUUGUUUGUGUCACUUCUCACAUAAGUCAUUGUUUGUCCUGUGCCUUCCUGAACACCAUCUUCUUGCACUGUUUAACCUAAUUUCAUCUGUUGGUUUGUUAUGUUUGUAAUACAUGUAUGGCCCUCUUUGCUGCAGCCAGAGUGUUUCUUUUAUAUUCUGCCUCUACCUUUUGGUUAGAAAUAUGCUCUGCAUUGUAUCUGAAGGACAAUAUCAAUAUCAAAGUUUGUUUUUGCUUAGCCAAAGAGAAUAACUAUAACAGAAACAUAUAGCUUUGGUAACAUAUGAAAUUAUAAUACACUUAUAAUAGAUAAGAACUUGCACGAAUGUUUGAACUGGCUUUGCAUCCAGGUCAUUACUAUGUAUCCUUUACUUACACAUGAAUAAAGAGUGUGGUUUGCAA
Molecule: messenger RNA, 2056 nt
Organism: Archocentrus centrarchus (flier cichlid)
Lineage: Eukaryota; Metazoa; Chordata; Actinopteri; Cichliformes; Cichlidae
Product: leukocyte elastase inhibitor-like
Exons: 10
Coding region: 166-1422 (418 amino acids)
Biological process (GO): negative regulation of endopeptidase activity
Molecular function (GO): serine-type endopeptidase inhibitor activity
Source: RefSeq, a predicted model, not a curated record